AUGAACAUAAAAGCACAAGUUAAAAUCAUUACUGCUCAAGAUAAUGGAUCAUUGGUUGACUCUCUCAAGUCGGAAACACGUAUUCUUGUUGGAUCAGCUACUGCCCCAGCUCCUGUUGCAAAUAAAACUUUCAAACCCCUUCUUACACUGCAGCAAGAAGUGCAACCUAUUAUACAUGACAGAAAGCAACUUCAAACAUUUAAAGUGCCAGUUAAGUCAAGUUGUCGUGAAUACGAUUGGGUGCAGGAAGUUAAUGGGAAUGAGGUUCAAAUUCAACUUACCAUUUUAAUGGAAAGAAAUACUGGGAAGUUUAUGAAAGAGCUUUGGUCGCUACUUCUGAGUGCACAGAAAAAUGCAGAGACUGAUCAUAUCACAAAUGAAAUUCAAAGGAAGAAAGAGAAGGAGAAGCAGGAUCUCGAGCAAGAGAUAGUGGCUUUUGGUGGAGAAAACAAGAACAUAGGCAAAAGGGGUUUGAGUUUGGAAGUAAAGUUCGAGGCCACAAAGAGGAAGUUCGAGGAGAUGAGUCUUGAUAUCAAGAAGACCGAUAAGAACACCAAAUAUGAUUUACAGUCUUCCCAUGGUAGCAGUUUUCCCGAUGAAGUAAAAGCCGAGGACAACUUCUAUGGAGAUGAUGAUAUUCCUACCCUUGGUUCCUUUCUAGCCGGACUCAGGGAGAUGGUUAAGCUUUAG
Fraxinus pennsylvanica is the source of this 690-nucleotide messenger RNA. NCBI's taxonomy places the organism in Eukaryota, Viridiplantae, Streptophyta, Magnoliopsida, Lamiales, Oleaceae. The record is from the annotation of a GenBank genome assembly.